AUGGGAAAUUUUGUAAGAAAUUAAGAAGAAACAAAGAGAAAUUAGGAGGAAAGUAAUAAAAAAAUAAUAAAAUUUCUAGUUGCUUAGAGUUAAGUCUAAGAAUCUCCAAAUAUUUUGAUUAAGCAAUCUAAAAUAGGGAAUGUGGAGAUUAUAAAAUUGAGCAUGCAAAUAAUUGAAGUUGAGUUGAUUUAUGAUUCAGUUGACAAAAUUUAAUUGGAUUUAACAUAUAGUAGUUAAGUAAAUUGUUUGUUAACUGUCUACACAUUUAUAACAGAGAUUAAGGGAUCUAAAUAAUAAAGGUUUAGAUUUUAAUAAUGCUUUUAAGAUUCGAAAGAACUAUGUAAGAGAGUUCAGUUCAAAAGUUUAAAUGUCCUUAAGGUUUAAAUCAUCAAAUUCCUUCAAGAUAUAUUGAAUUUAUGAUUACGGAUUUGCUAAAAUUUAACAGAAUUAGAGCCACUUCUGAAAUAUCGCACCAUACCCUAAUAUUAGAAAUGGUAAGUAUAUAUUUCAUUUAGGCAGAGAAGUCUUACAUCUAAAAGUUUUCAGAUAAUAUACUUUUAUAAGAUUGAUUGUAAUGAAUAGCAAUUUCGAUGUGAAUUAAUAAAUACUAAAUAACUUAUCAUGUAUAAAAAUCGUAUGUUUGAAAUUCAUGAGUUAUAUGGCGUCAAGAAUACUCCCUUUAAUCCAGAAUGGAAUCCAAAUACUGUAGAAGAUAAAGAAUGUGUCAUAUGUUUUUGUAAUAUUAUUAACACUGUUUUAUUGCCUUGUAAACAUAUGUGUACCUGUUCAAUAUGUGCUGAUCAUAUAUUGAUGAAUUAAAAAGUUAAGUAAUGUCCUCUUUGUAGAAUUGAAAUUGAUAAUUAUUUAACUUUGGAAAUAAAAGAUAAAGAAAAGUAAAAUUUAUAAUUACGAUAAUUUUAAGAAGGUUAAUAAAAAUACCUAGAUGCUGUUAAGGAGAAAAAGAACUAGUAAGCUAUCAAAUAAAGUUCAAUAAUGGAAUAAUUAUAAUCUAAAGUUCAUUAAGAUUAAAUGAGAAAAUUAAAAUUAUUUGAUGAUAUAGAGGAUUUUUAGAGGGAGAAUUAAAAUAAUCAAGAUCAAGAAAAUAAUGAAAUUUGCUAUUCUAAUGAAGAAAUUUAAAGUGAUCAUGGAAAUAAUUAAAUUUAAAAUUCAUUUUCUGGGAAAUUAAAAUAAUUGAGUGAGGAUGAAAACAAUUUAAAAGUUAUGUAAUUUUGUGAGGAUGAUAAGUAGAGAUAUUCAUCAAAAUAAAGAAUUAGCAGCUAUGAUUUAAAAUAGGAGAGAGGAAUUUUAAGUAGUUUUUAACAUUCUUAAGAAAAAUAAAACGAUUAACAAUAAGGAUCUGAUGAGAGUGAAAUUUUAUAAGAGGUUCCUUAAGUUUCAUCUUCAAAACAACAAUAAUCUUAAUAUUCUUUUGAUUAUAUGAAUUACGAUGAAUAAUCUCAUUAUAAUUCUUAAUAAAAAUUAACAAACGCUGAAAUGUAUUAAGCUUCAAAAUAGCAAUAUUAAUUUAUUUAAGGAACUGAUAAAGUACUUCCUACUAUACCUGAAUAUUUUAAAGAAAGUUCCGAUGUUUUUUAAUAAAUAAGUUAUAAUUAAAAAGAUGAAAUUAAUAAUUAAAAUAUUUUAGACUUGUAAUAAAUUAAAAAUUAAUAGAAUUAUUUUGAUGUUUAGUCUCAAAUACAAUCAUAAGAGUUAUAAAUUUCUUUGUAAUAAUAAUAAUAAUAAUAAUAAUAAUAAUAAUCACAUCGGUCAUUAAUGAAAUAAAAAAAUUAACAGAUAUAAUUUUGUUAAUUGCAAUAAAAUAAUCUUUAAUAAGAUGAUGAAAUUUUGAAUUAAUUCGAAAAAAAUGAUAUAAUUAAUUAAAUUAUUUUAGGAAAUGAUUUGAAAUAAAGUUCAGAAGCAUAAAAUAAAUAAGUUUUAGAAGAAUUUGCAGAAGGUUUAUUUGUAGAGAAUAUAUAACCUGAUGAAUCAGAAUUAAAAAAUAAGAUUAAUAUAUAAGAAAAUUAAAUAGAAUUUAUAGAUAAUGUAGAUAACAAGUUAUUUUAGGAAAAUAUUGAUCUAGGAUAAAUUAAGAAUGAUGCAAUUCAUUCAUAAAAAAGUAUACAAAAAAUUGUUGAUGAAAAGAAUGA
Messenger RNA from Paramecium sonneborni, 2147 nucleotides. The record is from the annotation of a GenBank genome assembly. NCBI's taxonomy places the organism in Eukaryota, Ciliophora, Oligohymenophorea, Peniculida, Parameciidae.